Molecule: messenger RNA, 1460 nt
Organism: Sphaerodactylus townsendi
Lineage: Eukaryota; Metazoa; Chordata; Lepidosauria; Squamata; Sphaerodactylidae
Product: serine protease 27-like
Exons: 6
Coding region: 57-1130 (357 amino acids)
Biological process (GO): proteolysis
Molecular function (GO): serine-type endopeptidase activity
Source: RefSeq, a predicted model, not a curated record
UGUUCCCUCUCUGGGAAGGAUUAAUUGAUGGCAGAAGAUCUCAGUGGGUUCCAAAAAUGAGAAUCAUGGUACAGAAGCAAGGGGCAACCAAAUGUGGACUAGCAGAAGUUCUGCUACUGUUGGCUGUCUUGUUGAUAGGAAGAGGGACUUGUACUUAUCAUUAUGGAUAUAAUCCUUGUGAAGAGGAAGAAGCACUCAGCAGAGGCAAUCCAGUGAUUCGUUCCAAGCAAGUAUGUGGGCGACCCACUGCCCUCAACAGGAAUGUGGGGGGUGAAGACUCUGUGGCAGGCGAAUGGCCGUGGCAGGUCAGCUUGAUGAAGAUGGGCAAGCAUGUCUGUGGGGGGGCCCUGAUCUCCAAUGACUGGAUUGUAACAGCAGCACACUGUUUUCAACAGAACAGCAGUCCAUCUCAAUUCAACGUGUUGUUGGGAGCCAACAAACUGGAGAACUCCUGGCCUCACAAGCUCUCUAUUGGGGUUGGAGAAAUCUUCCGAAACCCCCGGUAUGCAGGAGAAGCCACGAGUGGAGACAUCGCCUUGGUGCGGUUGGCCCAGCCAGUCAGGUUCACUGACUACAUCAUACCAAUAUGCCUGCCUGCAGCCAAUGUGCACUUUCCCCCAGGCAUGAAAUGCUGGGUCACGGGCUGGGGAGAUAUCAGUGAAGGACAAGAUCUACCAGCUCCAAAGAAGCUCCAAAAACUCCAGGUGCCCAUAAUAGACACCCAGACCUGCAGGAGACUGUACAGCAUUGACACAGGCGAUAAUAUGCCCCCCAAAUCCAUCCAGGACGACAUGAUGUGUGCUGGGUAUGCUGAGGGCAUGAGAGACACAUGCAAGGGUGAUUCCGGUGGCCCAUUGAUGUGCAGGAUGAACAAAGUGUGGCUCUUGGCUGGAAUUGUGAGCUGGGGGGAAGGUUGUGCUGAGAGGAACCGCCCCGGUGUGUACAUCCGCCUGACUUCCUACCAGGGGUGGAUUCGUUGGCAUAUCCCAGAUAUGGAGUUCAUCCAGCCUAGUCAGGGUCACAUCAAGGUCAAGAACAUAGGCGCUGGUAGAACCGAUGGGAUGGGACCGACUUUCUUUGUCACUGCUCUUCUGCUGGCAGUGUGGACCCUUAAUCGGAUCUUGGCAUAGGAUCCGAGGAAAGAAGAAGCCACAGGUGGACAUACGGUGUGGGGUUCUCCAUCUUCUCACCUUCUUCCCAUUUCCCAGUCAUUUCUUGGUUCCUCAGCCCAGAAUUCUUGUGUUGGGCCCUCCUUUACCUAGAGAAUGUGUUUGCAGAAGGUGAUACGAACACAGUGGACAUAAAUAGUUUGGCAGUGAUAAUGUCUUCGUGCCUACUCCUUGUCAGGUGUACCAGGGCACAUUUUCUUUGACCAGUCUACUAAUUUUCUGUUUCUCUCAUCCAGUGUUCCAUCUAGUCUAGCAUUUUAACACAGUGGCCAGCCAGUUGCCUAGGUGACC